Molecule: messenger RNA, 2591 nt
Organism: Pollicipes pollicipes
Lineage: Eukaryota; Metazoa; Arthropoda; Thecostraca; Pollicipedomorpha; Pollicipedidae
Product: transmembrane protein 19
Exons: 7
Coding region: 56-1033 (325 amino acids)
Cellular component (GO): membrane
Source: RefSeq, a predicted model, not a curated record
GUCACCGCAUUGGGACUAUAGGACGUGCACUACUUGUUUCCUUCAAUUGCGUGAUAUGGUUAUGAUACUUCUAUUGUAUUGCGUUGCUCUGAGUCUGUCAGUUGCAUUCUGGAUAUCCAACUAUGUGAGCCUUUGGAUGUUUGGAAAUGUUUCAGACGUGUGCUCAGCCCCAAGAUGGAUCGCCGCCAUCAUCGUACCGAUCUUCAUCGCCCACCGGGGCUUGAAGAAGCGCAGUUUGGAUAAGUCAGGAGUACUAGCAGGUCUGAUUGUUGGCUUUCUCCUCACCCUGGGAAACUGGACGUUCUUGGCAAUGCUGCUGACCUUCUUUUUAUCAUCGUCGAAGGCCACACGUUUUAGAAGCAAACAGAAGCAAAGGUUUGAGGACGAUUUUAAGGAAGGCGGUCAGCGCAACUGGCGACAGGUGUUCUGCAAUGGUGGCGCCGCCGCCCAGGCCGCCUGUCUGUACCUGAUCGAGUGCGGCUGCCGCGAGACGCCCGUCGACUUCCACGCCGACUUCCACGGCUCCGUGCUCAUGCUGGCCGUGCUCGGUUCGCUGGCCGCCGCCAACGCCGACACGUGGGCUUCCGAGCUGGGCACGGUGCUGGCCGGCCGGGACCCGAUGCUCAUCACCACCCUGAAGCGAGUGCCCACAGGCACCAACGGCGGUGUGUCGCUGGCCGGCCUGCUGGCCAGCCUGCUGGGCGGCGCGCUGGUGGGCCUGGCGUGCUGGCUGACGCAGCUGGCGGUGCUGGGCGGCUGGACGCUGCACGGCCGGCCGCCGCAGUGGCCGCUGCUCACCGUUGGCCUGCUCUCCGGCCUGUUCGGCAGCCUGCUGGACUCGCUGCUCGGCGCCACGCUGCAGUACUCAGGUGUGACGGAGGAGGGCGUGGUGGUGGAGCGGCCGGGGCCGGGUGUGCGUCACAUCUGCGGCCGACCUGUCAUCGACAACCACUCCGUCAACCUGCUGAUGACCAUCGCCACCGGCUGCGUGGCCCCCGUCAUCGGCUACUGGAUCUGGCCGGCCGGUCGCUGACCCCAUCACCAGGGGACGCCAUUUGGCACUGGCGCUAGGUCGUAAGCGCCUGUCGACCGGAGGAUGAUACUAUGCUACAGGCUGGGGCAUCGGCUAAGGAUUUUUUGUAGAGCACGAUGUAGCUUGCUUUCUAGCAACUGGUAUUCUGGUGGGUCCGACGGACUCGGCAGUUAAGUUUGCGUGUUGGCGAAUUGUGGGUCGUCACAGCUGUAGUUAGGGCCGCCGUUGUCAUAGUAACGUCUUCCAUUGUGCCGCUUCCAGUCUGCCGGCAGCAUUGUACGUACUGUGGAGGAUCGCUGACGCUGGGCUACAGCGUUGCAGUCACUUGUCUUUUGUUGGGAGGGGCAUCUACUCGUGCCGAACCCAUGUGGCUCAAAAUAUAUUGUCUAGCAGCUGGAAUGAUAUUAUGUGCUCCAAACUUGACUAGGCGAAUCAUCCUCCUGCAUGCGUAAUUAUUUGCGUUCAAGACCUUGCGCGCCAAUGUACUGUGCCGUUCUUUACGAGAACGUGUCAAUUUACGUAUGUUGUUAAGUGCAUUUUGCGAGGAACAUUAUACAUUAAGAUAAGACAAUACUGCUAGCCUUAUUCCAUUUAGAGUAACCAGGAGAAAGGAGAGAUAAAUGUAUUGAUAUUUUGGCUACAUGGCUUUAUCAAAACCAAUAUGACCAGGAAAUUCCAAAUCUGAAAUUGCUGACCCCACUCGAUUUUUUCUUUGUUAAUACAGCGAACCACAGUUUUCACAAGUCACCAACAUUCAGAGGAUUAAACAAGGAUCAAUUUCCAGACACGAAUAUGCUAUAGUGGAUAUCCAACUAAGCAUUAAAAUGCAUUAAGAUGCAUGUGUCUUUCCUUGAAUGCGUUAUUUCUUGAAUUUGCGUAUAUGUACACGUAUUUUUACGUUUCUGAUAUUUUGUGGGGUAUAUACUGUAUCAUACACAGUAUAUGCUGACAAUGCAUAUACAGUAUAAGCUGGCAAUGGCCACUGUUUAAUCCCCUGCGUGUUGGUGACUUGUAGAAACUGUGACUCGCUGUUUAAACAAACCUGAAAAAUCGAGUGGGGCUGACAAGCAAUUUAAACCUUUGAAUUCACCACUCACAUUUGGUUCGAUAAAGGCAGGUGGCUGAAACGUCAUUGCGUUUAUCUCUCCUUUCUGGCUAUUCCAAGAGGAAUAAGGCUAACACUAGCGUCUUAUCUAUAGGGUGCCAAUUUAUUGCACUGGUUUAUGUGCAAACUCAGGUCGUGACUGCUGUUGCUUCGGGUGCACCGGGUGUAUCGUGGCACGGAUGCUGCAUGUGUUUGUGUUCCUUGCACCGGCAUGUCCACGCUCCCACUUGUGUUUCACUGUACCGGGAUGCGCGACCCCCUGAGUGUCGGGGGCACGGCACGCUCCCCUCGGGCCGCGACACCGGGUCCAGGUGUUAAUCCUCCCAGGUGGCGUGGUUGGCCGUUUGUGUCUACCGUCCGCCACAAGCGGUACGUUUACUUUUUAUUAGCAGCGUGUGUGGUGAUCAAUCCGUUGACGGUUUUCCCAUAGUGCAGCUCGCCAGCGGCAAGCAA